Drosophila subpulchrella is the source of this 597-nucleotide messenger RNA. RefSeq lists its product as uncharacterized. Lineage: Eukaryota; Metazoa; Arthropoda; Insecta; Diptera; Drosophilidae. The transcript is spliced from 3 exons. The coding region runs from base 1 to 597 and encodes 198 amino acids. The record is from RefSeq and is a predicted model, not a curated record.
AUGUUUACUACCCUGCUGUUUCUCGUUGUGGGCUCGACCACAAUCUUGGCCACAGACUACCUUCUGCUGAUGGAUGAUCCGGACAUAUACACGACGUGCAAGGAAGGACCCCCCGGUUCCCAAGGACUCAACGAAGCCUUCGACAUAAGCGCAAUGUCUGUUGAUAUGGACCCCGAUGGGAUUCAUGUUUCGGGAAAUAUUACAUCCAAAUGGGAUUUACCGCGCACAGAUCGACUUACUGUCAGGAUGAGUGUGUUGCACCAUAAUCGCGGUAGUUGGGAGCCGACAGUAUUUAACAGCUACACACCGGACUUCUGCGCCACCAUGUUUGAUCCGAAUCAGUACUGGUUUAAGUACUGGUUCAAAAAUUUUGAAAACCGGGAGGAGAUUCAGGAGAAGUGCCUCGCGACACCCGGUACUGUACUGAUGUAUAACCCCUUUACUGUGGUCCCGCAAAUAAACAACGUGAUGGGUCCUUCUCUCAAAGGACGCUAUAAAGUGGUGUUCUUGUUCGAAGCAUUUAACGAAAAGGACGAACGACGACCGUCAUCGGUGUGCUUUGAAAUCACAGGCGAAGCAGAAAAGAUCAAGAAAUAA